Molecule: messenger RNA, 635 nt
Organism: Cucumis melo (muskmelon)
Lineage: Eukaryota; Viridiplantae; Streptophyta; Magnoliopsida; Cucurbitales; Cucurbitaceae
Product: protein EPIDERMAL PATTERNING FACTOR 1
Exons: 2
Coding region: 73-441 (122 amino acids)
Biological process (GO): stomatal complex development; guard cell differentiation
Source: RefSeq, a predicted model, not a curated record
ACACAUUUCCCUCUCUCUAAAAACAACUAAUUACCUGAUCUUAAUUUUCUUCAACUUCUACUCUCAAAUAUCAUGAAGCCUUUCACUUGCUUUUCUAUUAUCUUCAUUGGUUUCUUAUUAUCCUCAACACCCAUUUCCUCCAGACGCAUUUCUCAACAAAACUCACGUCAUGGCCAUCACCGCAAGGGGGCAGCAUCCUCUGGUAAAGCAGCAAUGGUAGUGGUGAAUGAGAAGGUGACGAUGAUGACGAUGGGGAGAAAAGGAACGGAGACGGUUGAAGUAGCAGGGUCGAGCUUGCCGGAUUGUUCACAUGCGUGUGGCUCAUGCUCGCCUUGCAGAUUAGUGAUGAUAAGCUUCGUGUGUGCUUCACUUCAAGAGGCUGAAACAUGUCCAAUGGCUUAUAGAUGCAUGUGCAAUAACAAGUCCUAUCCUGUUCCUUAAAUCCAAACCCACUUUUCUUAAUUAAUUUCGUUGGAACAACUUUACAGGGUUGGAUGUAUAAGGAAACAAAAAUCAAAAAAGUUUUAGUUCUAUUGUAUUGUAUAUCCAAUAUGAUUUAGAGAGUACUAACUACAGUGUGAUCACCGUCACAUUGUAUGUACAAAUAUAUCGAUCAACUGUAGUUUUUCUACUAA